Rhizophagus irregularis DAOM 181602=DAOM 197198 is the source of this 849-nucleotide messenger RNA. The record is from RefSeq and is a predicted model, not a curated record. NCBI's taxonomy places the organism in Eukaryota, Fungi, Glomeromycota, Glomeromycetes, Glomerales, Glomeraceae.
AUGUAUUUGACCAUUUGGUCUCGUACUUUACGGCAUAUCAGUUAUUUAAAUUCAAAUGCAGUGUUGUAUCGAGAUACUUUCUCUAUAAAAUCACGUUAUCUGAUUAUUCAUUCUCUUGGUGCUAUUCGUAAUAAAGCUACUGCCGUAAACUCUUCACAACCUCAAGACUCAGUUUCUCAAAAUGGUUUUUCUCAAAGAAAUGCGACAAAUUAUAUUGAAGGAAUAUAUGAAGCAUGGUUAAGAGAUCCUUCUUCAGUUCACUUGUCAUGGCAGAUAUAUUUUAAGAAUAUGGAAUCUAAUAUGAAAACUUAUCGGCCCUCACCAACAAUCGUUCCUUUGACCGGGUUGACUACUUCUUUAUCACCGAGCACGAGUCAAUAUGAUGAUCAUAUGAAAGUUCAAUUAUUGGUAAGAGCAUAUCAAGUUCGCGGUCAUCAUAUUGCAAAAUUGGAUCCAGAUUUAAGUGAUACCAUUCCAAAAGAACUUGAUCCGAGAUAUUAUGGUUUCACAGAAAAAGAUUUAGAUGAGAAAUUCUCACUUGGUCCUGGUAUAUUGCCGGCAUUCGCUGAGACUGAAAAAAAAAAGACACUUAGAGAAAUAGUGGAUACAUGCAAAACAAUAUAUUGUAGCACUAUUGGUAUUGAAUAUACUCAUAUUUCUGAUCGAGUACAGUAUGAUUGGAUUUGUUCUAAAAUAGAAAUUCCAAAGCAAUACGAUUACACAUUAGAAGAGAAACGCACGAUUUUAGAUCGAUUAAUAUGGUCCGAUUCGUUUGAACGGUUUGUUUCCACAAAGUAUCCAAAUGAGAGGAGAUUCGGUUUGGAAGGCUGUGAGAGAUACCAGGAAUGA